Molecule: messenger RNA, 6341 nt
Organism: Maylandia zebra (zebra mbuna)
Lineage: Eukaryota; Metazoa; Chordata; Actinopteri; Cichliformes; Cichlidae
Gene: glra3
Product: glycine receptor, alpha 3
Biological process (GO): monoatomic ion transmembrane transport
Cellular component (GO): plasma membrane
Molecular function (GO): transmembrane signaling receptor activity; glycine binding; transmitter-gated monoatomic ion channel activity
Source: RefSeq, a predicted model, not a curated record
UGGUGCCCCGUGCCUCGCGAGGGCACAGAACGAGCCCAGUUCGGGUCUGCACAGCUGCGCGCGCUGUCCGCGGUGAUGGGACCCAGCGGAGCGCGCUCCGUUUCUCCGGCAUGUGCGUGAGCUUCCCCCCGCGUGCCGUGUGAGCACAGUUGGAGCGCGAGCGCUGUUCGCGGUGCUGAAAGCAUCCAGAGGCGCGAGGACAGCAGCGCGAGGCUCUGACCGGCAUGAGGAGGACGCUGUCCGCGGCGGGCUGCCUGCUCGCGUGGCGGUUAGUGCUGCUGCUCAGUGACAGCGUGGCUCGAUGUAAGGAGCUGGACCAUGCUGUGAGGACACGCCAGGUCCCGAUGUCUCCCUCUGACUUCCUGGACAAACUGAUGGGGAGGACUUCUGGCUACGACGCCCGGAUCAGACCGAACUUCAAAGGUCCUCCCGUCAACGUUUCCUGCAACAUUUUCAUCAACAGCUUUGGCUCCAUUGCUGAGACGACCAUGGACUACCGAGUGAACAUCUUCCUCCGUCAGCAGUGGAACGAUCCCAGGCUGGCGUAUUCCGAAUACCCCGAUGACUCUUUGGACCUGGAUCCCUCUAUGUUAGACUCCAUAUGGAAACCGGAUCUGUUCUUCGCCAACGAGAAGGGAGCCCACUUCCACGAAGUCACCACAGACAACAAACUGCUCAGGAUAUUCAAGAACGGCAAUGUUUUGUACUCUAUAAGGCUAACGUUAACUCUGUCGUGUCCCAUGGAUCUAAAAAACUUCCCGAUGGACGUUCAGACGUGCAUCAUGCAGCUGGAGAGCUUCGGCUACACCAUGAACGACCUGAUCUUUGAGUGGCAGGAGAACGGACCUGUUCAAGUGGCCGACGGCCUCACGCUCCCACAGUUCAUCCUCAAAGAUGAAUCAGACCUCCGAUACUGCACCAAGCACUACAACACAGGAAAGUUCACCUGCAUCGAGGUGCGCUUCCACCUGGAGCGUCAGAUGGGCUACUACCUGAUCCAGAUGUACAUCCCCUCCCUGCUCAUCGUCAUCCUGUCCUGGGUCUCCUUCUGGAUCAACAUGGACGCCGCACCGGCCCGCGUGGCCCUGGGCAUCACCACCGUCCUCACCAUGACGACGCAGAGCUCAGGCUCCAGGACCUCACUGCCUAAGGUCUCUUAUGUGAAGGCCAUCGAUAUCUGGAUGGCCGUGUGUCUUCUGUUCGUCUUCUCUGCGCUGCUGGAGUACGCCGCCGUUAACUUUGUGUCGAGGCAACACAAAGAGCUGCUGCGCUUCAGACGGCACAACAAGAAUAAGAGCAAGAUCAGUGGAGGUGCCGUUGAUCCAGAGGAGCUAGCCGAGUCCCUUCGUCGUAUUAACACUGACGACGGCCUCAAAGCGGCAGAGCCUCUGUACGGAUCUAUGACCAACAUCUACACCAGCAACCACGGGGAAGGGGGGGCACAUGAGAGCAGGCUGACCCCUGCUGCCGCCGUGACCUCCACCCCGAGUAACAGCAAGGAGUCGAAGGCCAGCGCUAACAACGCCGUGAGUGCACUGAACACGCCGGGAGCCACGGCGCAGAACGCUACCCAGAAUGCACCUGCAGCAGCCAGUGGGGGUAAAAGCAUGGAGGAGAUGAGGAAGCUGUUCAUCGACCGAGCCAAAAAGAUUGACACUGUGUCGAGGGCCGGCUUCCCGCUGGCCUUCCUCUUCUUCAACAUAUUCUACUGGGUCCUGUACAAGAUACUGCGGCACGAGGACGUGCAUAAGCAGUAGAGACAAAGGACGAGAGAUUAUUCAGACGCAGGCGCACGAACAUCUGCAUUUCCUUUUCCAUGAACCCCAGAGAGCCAAUCAGGAUGAUCUUUGUCAUGAAGGAUGGAUAAACUGGAUCUCUGCCUGAAAACCACAGAAAACUUUUUUAAAGGUUCAUGUAGUUAAAAAUAAUCUUCUGAUAGUCUUUGAUACCAAGUCUGUGAUGUUGAAAUUAAAAAUGUUGUUGAAGAGUGCGUGGCAGACGUGACGGAGCAGCAGAGAGGGCGCCACGUGUCGGGAUUACGUCCUCCACGUGGAAUUCAUUCUUUUCCAGUCUGAUAAUAUUUUAGUGGUGGAAAAUCUGACCUGCCAAAGACAAAGUGGGGGAUUUCAGUUAACUGAAACCAGCUCGAUCAAUAGCGUGAAGGAUACUGUGACUCACGGCCAGCUGGGCUGAACGUCUCAACCACACGUAAGUGCGAGAAACUGCAGUUCCUCUAAUGGUCACUAGAGGGCGGCGCCAAAAGUGAGUCAGCGCCUGUAGACUCGUAGACCAUCUGGUCUCUGUAGCUGAUUUCACCAUUUGUAACAACUCUAUCCAUUUAAACUGUAAGGCUUCGCAUUAUGAGGGGCGUGGCCUCGUGAUAAACAGGUGGGUGGAGACACAGGCAGUGUAUCAGUCAGCACAGUGGUCUUGAGUUUGAAGCACAGCCUGCAGCUUCACUUCCAGGUCUGCUGUGUUGUGUAUAACAGGUGUGAGGAUUCGAUUUCCCUGAGAGGCCCAGACGCUGAUGCAGUCUCAGCGAUCACAGGUCUGCUAUCAGCUGAACGUAAAACUUCUGGAAGCUUAAAAGUAUUUAGAAAAAUAACCAGUAAAAAGACAAGUGUGUAGAUAUCCUGUGUGCUGUGGACGUAUCUCAUCAGCAUACUAAUGUAAAAGUCUGAAAAAGCCGGAUUCCCAGACUGAAAUGCGGCAGGCGGCGUGCAGCUGAGCUCGGGCUCCGGGUGGAGAAGUGCAGCUUAGAUCUGUCUGUCUCUGCUACAGUUAAAGCCUCCGUCGCUCCACCGCAGUCUGAAGUCUGAAAAGUGUGAGCUCGUCUGUUUAAUCCUCUGAAACAAUACUGGUUCAGACAAAGACUGCACAUAAAAGACAGACAAAGACACUGUACCAUAGUCCUGAGUUUUCUGUGAGUUUUAGUAUUGUGUCUGUUCUCGUGACAGAUCUGUUUCAGAUCAGCUCAGGCUGACCUGAUCUGAAACCGCCUGGAAAGAAGUGAAAGCCACAAACCUGAGAAGGACUCUGAUGUCAAAGCCUUAAUGUUACCGUUCUGGCUGCCAAAGGGGAAGCGAUUACAUGAGCUAGCCUGGUUAGCAGACUGCAUGUAAGGGUGUGGCAAAACAAAGUGUCAUCCAAGUAAAAACCUUGAAUUUCGCUCACCAGAUACGACUCCAAGUGCAGUGACCUCACAGCAGCCAUGUUAUUGGUCACAUGAUGUCAUGGCUCCAAAAGGCUCCGAAAGCACAAACACGGUCCAGAGGUCCAGUUCAGGUGAAGCUAGCAGCCGCCUGUGUCGCCAUCCACCUGCUGCAGAGGCGGGAGUCUAUCGGGGCUGGCUCACUGCCUCUAGUGGACGUCAGAGGAACUGCAGCGCUGGUUUCAUCUUUCAGCUGAAGAUCAAAACACUUGAGCCGCCCAGUUCAGGUUUCCUCUCCGUUUAAAGUGACGCUUGCAAAAGAAAGAACAGCCAAACAAAAGCUGUGCAUUUUUGCAGCUUUCUGUUACUCAGCAUCAUGGGAUCUGUGUGAGUCAGGUUCGAUGCACCCAUUGUGAGAGUUGUCCUUUCUGCACUGAUUUCCUCCCUGACACGCUGACAACGCCCUGAUGUUUCAUUACAGAUGUGUCAUACAUGCUUACACGACCCACACACUCAAACCUCACUGCGUAUGUCGGGAGUGGCCGUCCCACACUGCGGCGGCGGCGGCGCACAGUCCCACUGGAAGCUCACACUCACUCCCUUUAAGAACAUGCGAGCAGCUAGACCCAGGUUCAUCACAUUUCCAGUCUUCAUUUUCAUUUUUUGUGCGACAGAGUUUUGACAUUUGAAAUUCAUUUGGAGAAAGUGUGAGGUGCAGUCAGUCGCUUCAGCUUUGUGACUUUAGUUCAGGUCUGAAACGCAGCGAUUCUCUGCUUUGCUUGUUUUUGGGAUGAAUUACUGCUGGCUUACGUCACUUUGACCGUUCACGGACUUUCUUUGGAAUUUUGUUGUGUUUUCUAGGAAGCAGUGUGGUAACUUUAAUUACUUUCAGCUGCUGACAUGAGCAGUGAGGGGGGAGCUGCAGCAUUCAGUCAUCUCCUUUUAUAUCCUGCUGCAGUCAUUUGGCACGUUUAGCCAGUUUCCUAAUAAUGAAACCUCAUUUUCUGCACAAAGUUCACUGACACUGUGUCACAGUGAUGUAAUCGCUGCAGCAGCGCAGGGAGAAGGCUCCAGGUUUGAGGACUCUGCAACGAGGUGAGGAGGCGAGAUUAACCAAACGUUGUUCAGGUGUCUUCUGUUCAACAGGACUCGGGUAGUCGUGGUCAGCCUGUUCCAGCUGUGAUGCCAGUUUAGCCCUUUUAUUUGUUUUUGAGAAAUCUUUGUUUGUUUAAAGCGAACAGAAUGUGAUGGCGGCACAGUCGCACGCUGCUCUCCUCUGUGCUGUGUGCAGCACUCCUGUUGAACCAGCUUCACGCUCAGGCCACGUUUGUCCAAACUGUUUCCUGGAAGGAUGUUCAGUUAGCUUAACACGACGCCGUUGCUGCGUUAUUUACAUCAGUGUUUCCCUCCCAGAAAUAUUUGCAUAGUUGUGAUGAAAACAGCCGGCCGUCUGCAGCUGUGUGCAGACUCUGCAUCACAUCCUGACUGUGCACGUUUGCGUCAUGUCUCUCAUUUCUGUGCUCGUGUCCAUCGUCUUAGUCCACAGUCAGAUGUGCUGAUUACUGCUUGGUAUAGCGUUAGGACACAGUCGGUGUGGAAAUCUACUUGUUUUGAUGAUGUCCCAGUUGCGUUGCUGCUUUAUGUGCUUUGAUUUUGUGUUUUUGGUCAAUUUUAUGCAGCAUGUGUUUCAAUCAGCUGAUUUUCAGAGAGUGAAAUAAGUUCAGAUUUAGCAGCUCAGGUUCAGAGUCGGCCUGGAAAGAAAGGCUGUGGCACAGGGAGAUGACACUGUGACGUAACAGGUGUGUAAUCUAUUACAUCAUCUUUACUUUUUGUAUUGGAGAUUAUGGUAAAUGGCCUGCAUUUGUAUAGCGCUUUACUCAGUCUCUAAGGACCCCAAAGCGCUCCACACUACAUUCAGUCAUCCACACAUUCACACACUGGCAAUGGCAGCUACGUUGUAGCCACAGCCGCCCUGGGCCGCACUGACAGAUGACUGAUGUAUCGGAAUUUCAGGAGCGGGACCACGCCUCCAAACACGCUUCUCCGGCUGUCACCUAUAUCGGUUCCCCCAGUUCUGCAAGCCGAUCAUUCUCGUUUACAUGCCCCUCCCUCCUUGUUCUCCACUCUUUAGCUUCUUCACUUCUAUUUCGUCCACGGGGAUCCGCCCGGGAGCCUUCGCCAGUCCCCUUCGAGGCCUUCCCCAAACCGCAGCUCAAUUCAUGUCAAAGCAUCACUUUUACCUGCUAAAACGCUACCAAACUUACAUGAGGACGUGGGCCCAGCUGUGAAAGAUAAUUCGUUACAUCAUCCAUUACAUUAACUUAAAGCGGCCUCGUCUGUUCUGUUAAAAAGACCAUGUUUAGCUACGUGUCACAGCCUGUAUAGAAAAGAUGGAUUUUGUAACACUGCCAAAUGUUUUUAGAGCCAGAAGUCACCGUACUUACAGGAGAAAGUUAUUAGCUAAUGCUAGCCAGCCUGGUUAGCAGUCUGCAUCCACAGGCAACAAAUACCAGCUGAUCACUAAAAUCACAUUAAAAACCUGGAAUUUCACUCAGUAAAACUGUUCAGACUUGUUGGACAGUAACCUCACAGCUGACAUUUGAUGGUCAGAUAAUCAUUAAAACAGCACAAACACUGUCCAGAGGUCAGUUCAGGUGAAGCCUAGCAGACAGCUAGCAGCUAAAGCCGCCUGUGUCCUCGGCCUAUCAGGAGGAGAACGUGUUUCUGCGGACUCACUGCCGGAGCCUCUGCUGGACGUUAGAGGAACUGCAGCCUGUGUAGAUGUUUACUUCUGUUGGAGCAGUCGGUCACAUGUCCGUCACUCUGGAUGAGUUUACAGCACUGUUUUCACUCUGUGACACACACACACACACUGUACAUUUGUGUUGUCGGUCCGAGGUUAUUCAUUUCUUUGAAACACAAAUAAGGUUUAAAAUCUUUAAACGUUCAUAUCGAUGUGUAUCUGGAUCUGUGUGCUUUGUUCUUUUUGCUUCUGUUUUAUGGGCCGAGCGGCUCAUACAGACUGUCUGAAUCCAGCUCGGCUCUGGAGCCCCGAGGUCCCUCGCUGCAUCUGGAUACGAAGAAAAUAAUUUCACAGCCAUUAAUUUUGCAUCUGUUGUGUUUGUAUUUCUACUUGCGCUGUGGUGAACGUGUCAAUUUGUGGACAUAAAGUUGUCGAGCUGUGUGCGUA